GCGGUCCGGGGCCCCCCCUGUGUGUGUGUGUGUGCUACACGUGUGCGGGUGGCGUGGGGCGUUGUUGUUACCACCACUGAGCACCAGCACCAAGCCAGCAAGCACCACCGUACCUACAGCCUUAAGGGCGACCGCAGCAGAAGCAGCGGGCGAUAUUUGAAGUUACAGUCGCUCAAUUGUUAUUAAUUUCCCCUACAACGAGCACAACGCAAAUAAAUGGACGUGAGCGCUCGCGACUCGUCGUUCGCGAACAAUAGCAGCGGCAUCGGCGGUAACAACGCGGAGAACAACAGCUGGACGAAGAAGAGGAACGCGUUGAACGAUGACCACCGCCGCGGUGGCGGUGGCGGCGACGACGACGCGAGCGACGAAGCGUCGUUGAAGCAGAUGAAGCUCUGCGUCGAUGACCUGGGCCGCCAGCUCAAAGUUCUGCGGCUCAACGAUCAAAUACGCGAGCUGCAGACCAUCAUUCGCGACAAGUCGACCAGCAGAGGGGACUUUGUGUUCAGUGCCGACCGGCUGAUUCGCUUGGUCGUGGAAGAGGGCCUCAACCAACUCCCGUACAGCGACUGCACGGUGACCACCCCGACAGGUCACAAGUACGAAGGCGUAAAGUUUGAGAAGGGCAACUGUGGCGUGAGCAUCAUGCGGAGCGGAGAAGCCAUGGAACAGGGCCUCAGGGACUGCUGCCGCUCAAUCCGCAUUGGCAAGAUCCUCAUCCAGAGCGACGAGGAUACGCAGAAGGCUAAAGUGUACUACGCCAAAUUCCCGCCGGACAUCGCGCGCCGGAAAGUGCUGCUCAUGUACCCCAUCCUCAGCACUGGCAACACGGUGAUUGAGGCGGUCAAGGUGCUCAUCGAGCACGGGGUGCCCACAAAGCACAUCUUCCUCCUGAGCCUCUUCUCCACGCCACACGGAGCGAAGUCGAUCAUUCAGGAGUUUCCGGACAUCACGGUGCUCACCACGGAAGUGCACCCCAUCGCCCCGACUCACUUUGGGAAGAAAUAUUUUGGGACCGACUGAGUUGGGGAAGAGAUGGAGAUGGAGAGAGAGAGAGAGAGGAGAGUGAGACUCCCCUCAUGGCUGCAUGUGGUGGCUAUGCGCAUUUUCGUGACGUUUUGUUUUAUUAUUUAACAUUUUCACAUGAACUACAGGGUGAUCCGUUUAUAGAGGCCCCACCUGUUGUGGCGAGACAUUCUUCCCAUUCCUCAGUCUUUGAUGUGCGUUCAUUUAUGUUUUUUAAUUCGAACCCGCGUCAUAGAAUAUUUUGAUUUGAUUUGUUCAUCGCUUUCCUUUGCAGUGGCACACUCCCCAUGCGUCUCCUGCAAUAGACGUUGUGCGUGGGGCGGUGUGUGUGGGGAGUGGUCGUGUAGCGUCGGCACGCUGCACUGCAAACGCGGCGACCAGAGUUUGAUUUCCGCUCGUGGACAACACCAGUGACGAUUAUCUAAACUGGUCCUGGGCCCUCCCUAUAUUGACUCGGCCUCAAAUGAGUAACUGGUGCAGUGUAUCAACAUCGCCACUAGGGAGACAAAGGCGUUUGGGUGUGGUGUUGCCCACCCAGCCGCCCGUUUGCUAUGCUGGCCCUCAUAGGUGCUACUCGCUAACAGCACUUGUCUCAACAGUCUGUUAAGGCUAUGUGGGGGAUCUUUGUCUUAAGGGGGUGUGUGAGAACCACAGAACCGUGAAUCUCCACCCAUGUUUCACUUCUCUGUUCCUCUGUAACAUAUGGAGCCAUUACUACCACAAAAUUCAGUCGAGACAUCAACUCGUUCAUACAUUUGACAGUCGUGCCAUUCGCCUAUAGCGCAAAGCUAUCACCAACAGAUAGUUGGCAGUAGUUUGUGACCAACAAUUUGUCCAAAUUAUGUAGUGGGAAGAGACCGGAGCACAGAGAAAACCCACACAUGCAAGGGGGAAACGCUCUAUCCCAUGCAAACGGAACAUGUGGCGUACAAAUUUGCUGUACCACCUCCUGGCCAGCCUGGGAAUGGGCGCCACCUCGACACCCACGGGAAGGGAGUUUCAUAUUGUGUGCGCACGAACCACAAAACCAUUGCCCCGUGACGUUAGUUAUGAAUGGAUCGCCCCGUAUCCUCCAAAGGUUCUUAAUGAGUUUGGUGGAAGGCACAGGAGACUGAUGCGCUGUGUGCCAGCAUUUGAGCCAGGCACUCGCGUGUAGGUAACGCUCCACCCUUGAACCGGUCAUCUGUGACUACCACCCUGCAACAUAAACUGCCAUUGUAGAAAUUAGUUUUGGAAAUGAUUUUGCUCAGUUUAUAUGUUUAUUAACAUUUUAUUUUUAUUCGUAAAUAUUUUGAAGGUCGUAUAUAUCUAUAUUUCUUUUGACUGGCUCUGCAGCGCCUUGAAACUAAAAACUGAUUUGAUGCAAACGUCAAGCCCCGCACUCCCACCGAUAAUAUAAUCCAACCAAGUGGAUUAAUCUCUCGGAAAGGUUUGUUUGUGUUGUGCUCUCGACCGACUACGACUGCCCUGCUACUCUUUGGGGUUUACUGCCCAGAUGCUGUUUUGCCACACCGUAGGAGUUUGCGAGGCUUGUACAGAUGCCGCUGCUGGUUGAGGAUUGCAAUAGUGAGCACAAGUGGGGGAGGUUACAGGGCAAGUAGUCUUUGCGUCUCGGGGGGGGGGCGGGGGCGGGGAGAGUGUGACACCCAAGUGUCAAACUCGAGCCAGUGUGUCUUAACGCCACUUUUUUCCCCAACCACUGGCGCAUCCGAGCAGAGCCAGCGCAGCUCAGGCGGGUUUUUUUUUUCCCCUUGCUGCAUAUUUGCCAAGCAGACACCAAGGCUUGCUAGCGAUGGCCACACGAGAAGACGUCCGAAUCUAGCUGGUGGCCAAGCAGUUCCCUGGUAGCGGGACUCGUGCGACGUCGGUGCAAACGCGCCAUGAGGGAUGUAGCAUCGCGGUGGCGUCUGCACGCGUCGCGAGCUCAUUCGUCGCUUACGACAACGACGAUGUCAGCGGCACGGCUCUGCCGUGGAAAAACAACCUGAGCCAUGCUCGGCUGGCUUGGCACGGUGACAGUGGUCGUGGAAAAGUCGCAACUUUGUCUUCAAACCAGCAAAAUGGGAUACUGUACUGGUUUGAAGUACCGUACACAAAGAUUGUGACUUACGUGCAAUUCAUCGAUUGUAAAGUCGCUUCUUGCCAUCGCGAUACAUGCAUUGGAACGCGUGCAUGAGGAUCGGUGGUUUACUCGUUAUGGAAAUGGUGUGCGUAUGGCGUAAUAUUGUUACAAUCGGGCUCAUGGAUGGAGCCGGCAAAACUCCACGAGACGAACGGAAUAAUAGAAACGAGACCAAAAAAUAUUGUGUUGAACUGAUUGGCAACUUCUGGAUUGCAGUUAUGCAUGGCAUUAUUGGCUGGCGGUGGAGAAGGGUGGAUUAUGAAACUCCUACUGUAUACUAGAGCUGUACCGAUGCAUUGAUUUAUCAAUAAAAAUCCGUUCUUAACCUGA
Messenger RNA from Petromyzon marinus (sea lamprey), 3478 nucleotides. It is a transcript of the gene UPRT, whose product is annotated as uracil phosphoribosyltransferase homolog. The record is from RefSeq and is a predicted model, not a curated record. NCBI's taxonomy places the organism in Eukaryota, Metazoa, Chordata, Hyperoartia, Petromyzontiformes, Petromyzontidae.